CUGUCUACUACAUCCACGAUACACGCGCCUCGUGUCUUAAACUAUGUCGUCUACGCCGUGCACAUGAUGCUGCUACUUAUGAUGCUGCUACUUAUGGAUGGCCGGAUAUACUAUAUUUGGGAGGCUGCGAUGUGUCGUAUGCGGGAGGCUGUGAGACGUUGGCGGCGUCAUUCUGCAUUGGCCUCGGAGUCUCCUGCGGCGACUGAGCCUGAGGCUCUCCCACCUGUACAAUCAGCUGUGGCUGUGGCUGUGGCUGGGGCUGGAAAGUCGUGACAACCAUCGGCUGUUGGACUGGCACCGGCUGAAGGGGUGGCUGCUGCAUGACAAUCACCCCUGGAGCUCCGUAUUGCUGCGCAGCGGGCUGAACAGGGAAUUGCGGGUGGUGUGGGGCCUGCAUCAUAGGAGAGGUGACCACCUUGGGGGGCCUGUUCCGCUCUUGUCUUCUCUUGUACCAUAUAAAUCCGCCCGCACAUAGGCCCCCCCAGCAAAGGAACGAGAAGACACCAGAAAGAGCAGCGGCGACUGGGUCAGUGCUGGUUUCGUUGUCCCCCUCGGAGUCCUCCUCCGGAUCAGUGUGUCUGACAGCAGUGCUCUGGAGAGAGCGCGAGAGAUUUCCUUUUUCCUGCCCCGAGCCAUUGGUGCUGCCGCAUGUCUGAUAGGAGAAGUGGAGGCCGGAGGACGGGAAGUAGGCCGACUGAUACUUGAGCGGCAGAGUGCAGUCGUUGUCAUCAAUCCAGCACCACUCGUCAUGACACCAAGUGGGCGCAUCGCUGCGGACUGCGCCCUCGGCAUUCGCACAGAAGGGCGGAAGAAGCCUGUCUGUGUCGCACAGCUGAUGUCGUAGUCACCUGGGUACCUGAAGGACACAAACAGACGUCCUUCACAAUGCCGUGCCAUCACAACGAGUGGGCCCCAUUGCAGUGGCCGGCGCACCUGUACGUCUGAUAUUCGUAGCCGCCGUCCUUGGAGAAAGGGGCGAGUGCCGCCGCCACAAGGGGUUGGUCCAGGCAUGGACAGUUUGGCGACGCCGCCGACUGCCCGGCAGCCCCACGGAGCAGCAGAAAGGAGGUAAUGAAGAGGCCAAGGAGCUCAGACGACGAAGCGCCUGAGGGAGCAGACAUGAGGGAUGGAGGAAGGGGAG
Vitrella brassicaformis is the source of this 1141-nucleotide messenger RNA. Lineage: Eukaryota; Vitrellaceae. The record is from the annotation of a GenBank genome assembly.